UACAUAUGUGAGUAUUUAUCGAUGAAACAAUUGUGAGACUGUAAUUUUCACGUGUAAUUUUUUUGGGUAAUUUUUUGCCAAUAAACAAAAUGAGGUAUCGAUAAGAAUCUAGACGAUGCAAUUUGUGUAAACGUUUUAUAACAUAACACCAAAAUAUAUUUGUGUUUGUUCUAUGUUCUAAGUUACCAAUGAUCAUCUGUGCUUUGCGCAAUUACUGGUGUUACAAGUGCUAUUUUUAAUAAUAAAUCACAUGAUAAUGAUAUUCGGCAGUAAAGUUAACUGGGUUUAUUUUUCUUUUGUGUGCUGAUAACCAGAAUGACCUCUGUAGAGAUAAAUGACCCCCAUGAAGACGACGAUGUUUAUAUAAACUGCAAAGAGAGGAAUGCUGAGACCUACAAAGGACUGCUUAGCUCUCAGAAUUCGUAUCAAUUCUUUACAUCAAACUUGGAAGUGGUUACAUCAAACUAUUGCUCUUCACGACUACCUCAUUGCAUUGACGUCAGCCUCUAAGAACGUCUCUUACUGUUCCUUCUUAACACAUUAAACUAGUUUUUGAAGGCACAACAUCUGUAAAAUUAAUACUGUUUGAAAAACUAGUUUUCACAAUGGCAUUAAUGCAAAGAUUCUCUCCAAGACUUACGACCAUCAUAAACCGCAUUAACAAUAAAUCCUAUUCUACCUCUACUGAUCAGAAGAUUAAAAAAUCUGUGUUUAUCUCGCAAUCAAAAGAUGUUUAUACCAAUUUAGCACUAGAAGAUUGGAUGUACCGAAACUUUGACUUCAAAAACCAUCAUGUUUUAAUGUUGUGGCAGAAUAACCCUUGUGUUGUUAUUGGAAGACAUCAAAAUCCCUGGCUUGAAGCAAAUGUAACUGAACUACCCUAUAUUAGUGAACAGGGUGUUCAACUUGCUAGAAGAAAUAGUGGAGGAGGUACUGUAUACCAUGACCAAGGUAAUUUAAAUCUCACAUUUUUUACACCCAGAGAGCAUUAUGACAGAAAGUAUAAUCUGCAAAUCAUCUCCAGAAGCUUGUUUAGAGAAUACAACAUGAAAGUGGAUAUUUCUCCCAGGGAGGAUCUAACCAUAAGGAAUUUUAAAGUUUCUGGAACAGCGGCGAAAUUGGGCAGAACUACAGCCUACCAUCAUUGCACCCUUUUAGUCAAUGUCAACAAAGUGGAUUUACAUAUGGCUUUACAAAAACCGGAAGCUGAUAUUAAGACCAAUGCAACAAAGUCUAUUAAAUCAAAGAUAAUGAAUUUGUGUGAAGAAAAUCCAAAUGUUGAAAUAAAUAAUUUGAUGAAAGCUGUUGGUUGGGAAUAUAUGCGAAUGCAUCCUUUAAAACUCGUCGAUGGAGGAAUGGAGUUGGCUAACAAUCAAAAUGGUUUUCAGUUGGUUAAUCCUACGGACGGGUGGUUCCCAGGUUUAACAGAAAUCCGAAACCAGUUAGUCAGCUGGGAAUGGCAUUAUGGUAAAACCCCCAAAUUCAACAUAACCAAGUCUUUCAAGAUUCCAGAUUCUUUAGUGGAAGGUUACGGAAUCAGUGAGGAUCUUAGAGUUACCAUGGUUGUGGAAAACGGUAAAAUAAAUGAUAUCAGUCUUUAUGUACCACCAGGUAUUUCUAGCCAAGGUUUCUCUGGCAAUGUUAAUGUCAUUACCAGUCUAAUAGGUCAUAAAUUUUCUGAAGCUACUCUCGGUAGUCUUGAGAUGAUGAUCAGUGGGUUAGUAAAUGAAAAAGACAGAUUUGUUUCUGAGUGUUUGAAGCAAGUGAUGACGUCUGUCUGAUAUAGAUCCGACAGGACUACUUGAAACUAACAGUAUAGAGUUUCAAUUUUUCCUGUCUGUACCAAAAGAACUUACCAAAAUUAGUGUAUAUUUUUUCUGAUAGUUCUAUUUUUAUAAUGUCAAAAAAUUAAGUGACAGUUAUUAUCUAUUCGACCAAUAACAUGUUAAUGGAUUAACAAUUGAAGAACGCCCACAUUAUGUCUACACAACGUCGAAGGGUUGAGUAAAUUUCCAUUUUAUAGAAAAAUUGAAUAGUAAAACAGAAGUAGAGAAAAGGGGAAAAAUCUUUAUAAAUGAAAAGUGUCCGUUGAAAAGGGUUGAUGCACAUUGGAUCAGGGCGAAUUAUUUUAGGUUAAUUUACUACAUUAUCUUGUACAACGCAAGUUGUUGAAAUUUUUCAACCUUGCAUGUACAAUCCGGUGAUAUGGAUCUCUAAGUAAGACAGCUCCUAUGAGGAGAGUAAAGUUUUGGGACUAUACAAUUUACCCCAAAAUAUUCUUGAAAUCGGUUUUUAAUUAAUAAGAUAAUAAGUUUUGAAUACAUAAAAAACGACCGGUAACUAAUAUAGAUCCACUCCAAUCCAGUUUACCAAGAUUUCAGAGAGAUUCCAUUAACCAUUUCUCUUUUGUUUAAUACAAAAUCUUUGAAAACCGGGGAAAAUGAACACUUGCACGUUUGAAUAGGGCUAAGAAAUCUACUGACUUUGUUUCGUUUAAAAAAUGUUCCUACCCGUUCGAAUGUCAAAAGUAGAGUUAAUCUCUAAUGAAUCGCGAACAUAAAAACUUGUUGUUUUGGUUGUCUACGUUGUAGGAAAAUUAUUGAAUUUUAUAUAUUUAAUAGAAAACCAAAGAAGUACACUUCAAUUCAUCUUCAAUAGCUACAUAUCCUUUUUUUAUACCAAUGCCUUUUUGGAAGAUUUUAGAACAGUUAUUUAACGUAUACAGGCGGACACUUUUUCAACUUUUUUCCAAUAUGAAAUACUUCUUACCUUUAUCCUCCAAAUGUACAGCACAUUCAGCACUCAAACGAAUUGUCAGAAUCAGCUGGGUUCAUUUAAAAAUGGCCGCCGUCGGGUAGGAUUUUAUACACUAUUCCUAGUUUUAUUGCAAAAUGGCUUUUUAAAGAAGUUGAAAUUACAUCCUGGAAACGUGGCUUAGUUUUUUUUUUUCGACUAAAGCUCUUUUCAUCUAAUAAAAAAGGGAUUAACUCCAUUUGAAGCUUCAAGUUUGUCCUUUUACCCCGCAGUUGCCAUAGGGUUAACACUCAUAACAUUGGAAAUUAAAAAAAAACGUAAGGGUUCUAAAUUUUGUAAAUCGCUUGAAAGCUCACUUAAGUGCACUAAAAGUACUCAGUUUCAGAAAAUAAUCAAGAAAAACUAAUACUGGUAUUACGAGAAAAUCAAUUGUUUACCCCACAGCCGCCAUAUUAACUUAGACAACUGUUUUCUUAGAUAUAGUUAUUGUAGGUUAGAAUUGUGCUUCGAAUGAUUUGAUCUGCUGAGACUGCCAUCGAUUGAGCUCGUAUUCUUUGGGUAAUAAAAAACGAUAUAUGAAAGUAUCGAUGUUUCACAGAUAAUAAUCGAUGUUCUUAAUCUUUUAUUAUAAAUAUUUGAUAUUUAUUUCUUAGUAUCGAAUUUAUUACAAGGUUUUAAGAGCUCUUUCCUCUCAAUUGUGUCAAGUUUUAUUCUGUAGUUGUGGCACGUUAACAUCUAUUCUAUAGGUAUUUUUUCGAUACAGUGAUAUUGUUAGGUUAGAAUCACUUAUUUAACUAAAUAUCCGUAGAAUAAUGUAUUUCAAGUAGAAAUGAUGUUUCAUCUCUCAUUUUCAUUAGUAAACAAUAUAAAUAUGAUGCUAGGACAAUGAGAUAUAUUGGAAUAUCUAUUUUUACCCGGUAUUUUUCGAUUUUUCCUUUCAUAUUGCGUGAUAUGUAAGUAGAAUUGUACUAAUAAAAUAAAGAAAAAGAGCAUUGGUUUACCAUUAACUAUCUCUCUCUAUUAAACCAAAAUUUUUUGUCGCUCCCACCAUUCGAAAUUUCUCCGUGAUUCAAUCAGAAUGGAUAUAGAUUUAGAGUAAUAUACCCAUACUUGUAUAUGGACAGUUUCUAUAAGUGGAAACUGCUUCGACUAAGAAAGACAGAAUGAUAACGUUUUCUCCAUCCUCCGUUUCGAUUCUGUGCGUUCUCAAGCAUGCGCAACCUGAACGAGAGAGAAAAUAGUCGCCAUUUUAAUAGUGGGACAUUUCUUCUCGUUUAUAGAAGUAUUAAUAUAUGAAUAUACCCUUAUCAGCACUUGAACAGGUACCCUUAUCUCUAUCUUUAAUAUGAACUCUAUGGUGUUAUUGAAUUAAAUAAGUAGGGGCAGUUUGUGUAGGAAUACUGUUGGCGAUCUUUGAGUUGAUCAAUGUUUUUUUUAAUAUGUUUAUGUAUAUCUCUGUUAUUAGUUUCACAUAUUUAUGUAGAUUAAUGUCAAGUUUAAGGAAUGCUCCGUAUAACCGGUGAACAAGAAUUAAUCAUAUCAUUCAUUUGUUAGUGUAGUUUAUACAGUAGUAUUUGAUUUGAUUGUACCACAUUCAGGAUAUUGUCAGGUAUCUGAAUAUUUCAUAUCCUGCCUAUAUAUUGGAUGUGUAUUAUUAUAAUUAAUCAUUUUUUUUAUUUUUGUAAUUUCUGGCUGUAUUAAUUUGGAGCUGUUGUGCCUUAAUCAUUUAUAUAUUAUAAUAUUAUAUUGGUGAAUAAAUUUAUUUCAAAUGUUA
Messenger RNA from Diorhabda sublineata, 4528 nucleotides. Its product is annotated as lipoyltransferase 1, mitochondrial. Gene Ontology annotation, molecular function: lipoyltransferase activity. Gene Ontology annotation, biological process: protein lipoylation. Gene Ontology annotation, cellular component: mitochondrion; cytoplasm. The record is from RefSeq and is a predicted model, not a curated record. Lineage: Eukaryota; Metazoa; Arthropoda; Insecta; Coleoptera; Chrysomelidae. The transcript has 5 exons. Bases 606 to 1781 code for a protein of 391 amino acids.